GGGAACCUAGAUUCGGCCUGGACUCCAGGAGCAGAGGACAGGCUCUGAGUUCUCUUUUGGCUUCAGGUUGGGCAGAAGGGAGCCUCAGCAAGAAAAGAUGUCCACCGAGGAUGUGGACGGGCAGCGCAGUGACCCUGGGGAGCGAGGACGAGGCCGGAGCUGCACGCCGCUCAGGGUGGUCCAGCCGGUGUUUAACCACAGUAUUUUCACUUCCGCAGUCUCCCCUGCGGCCGAGCGCAUCCGAUUCAUCCUGGGCGAGGAGGAUGACAGCCCGGCGCCUCCUCAGCUUUUCACCGAGCUGGACGAGCUGCUGGCCGUGGACGGGCAGGAGAUGGAGUGGAAGGAGACGGCCAGGUGGAUUAAGUUUGAAGAAAAAGUGGAACAGGGCGGGGAGAGAUGGAGCAAGCCCCACGUGGCCACCUUGUCCUUGCAUAGCUUAUUCGAGCUGAGGACGUGCAUGGAGAAAGGCUCCAUCAUGCUAGACCGGGAGGCCUCUUCCCUCCCGCAGUUGGUGGAGAUGAUUGUUGACCACCAGAUCGAGACAGGACUGUUGAAACCCGACCUUAAGGAUAAGGUAACCUACACUUUGCUCCGGAAGCACCGGCAUCAAACCAAGAAAUCCAAUCUCCGUUCCCUGGCCGACAUUGGGAAGACCGUCUCCAGUGCAAGUAGGAUGUUUACCAACCCCGACAAUGGUAGCCCAGCCAUGGCCCAUAGGAAUCUGACUUCCUCCAGUCUGAAUGACAUUUCUGAUAAGCCAGAGAAAGACCAGCUGAAGAACAAGUUCAUGAAAAAGCUGCCGCGUGACGCCGAGGCUUCCAACGUGCUCGUCGGGGAAGUGGACUUCCUGGACACGCCGUUCAUCGCCUUCGUGCGGCUGCAGCAGGCCGUCAUGCUGGGGGCCAUGACCGAGGUGCCCGUGCCCACCAGGUUCUUGUUCAUUCUCUUAGGUCCAAAGGGGAAAGCCAAGUCCUACCACGAGAUUGGCAGAGCCGUUGCCACCCUGAUGUCCGAUGAGGUCUUCCAUGACAUUGCUUAUAAAGCAAAGGACAGACAUGACCUGAUUGCUGGCAUUGAUGAGUUCCUAGAUGAAGUCAUUGUCCUUCCACCUGGGGAAUGGGACCCCACCAUUAGGAUAGAACCUCCCAAGAGUCUUCCUUCAUCAGACAAAAGGAAGAAUAUGUACUCAGGAGGAGAGAACGUGCAGAUGAACGGAGACACGCCCCACCACGGAGCGCCCGGAGGGGGCGGGCACGGGGACUGCGAAGAGCUCCAGCGCACCGGACGGUUCUGCGGCGGGCUGAUCAAGGACAUCAAGAGGAAGGCGCCCUUCUUCGCCAGCGACUUCUACGACGCUCUGAACAUCCAGGCGCUCUCGGCCAUCCUCUUCAUCUACCUGGCCACCGUCACCAACGCCAUCACCUUCGGAGGACUGCUCGGGGACGCCACCGACAACAUGCAGGGUGUGUUGGAGAGUUUCCUGGGUACCGCUGUCUCUGGAGCUGUUUUCUGCCUUUUCUCUGGCCAGCCACUCACUAUUUUGAGCAGCACAGGACCGGUCUUAGUUUUUGAGAGGCUUCUAUUUAAUUUCAGCAAGGACCAUAACUUUGACUACUUGGAGUUUCGACUUUGGAUUGGCCUGUGGUCGGCCUUCCUGUGUCUCAUUUUGGUCGCCACCGAUGCCAGCUUCCUGGUCCAGUACUUCACCCGCUUCACGGAAGAGGGCUUCUCCUCUCUAAUUAGCUUCAUCUUUAUCUAUGACGCAUUCAAGAAGAUGAUCAAGCUCGCGGAUUACUACCCCAUCAAUUCCGACUUCCAAGUGGGCUACAACACUCACUUCUCCUGUGCCUGCGUGCCCCCCGACCCAGUUAAUAUCUCAAUAUCUAAUGAUACUACACUGGCCCCAGAAGAUUUCCCAACUAUGUCUUCUACUGAUAUGGAUCCUAAUUCUACCUUCCACUGGGCGUCUUUGUCGAUGAAGGAGUGUUUGAAAUAUGGAGGAAAGCUCGUGGGCAACAACUGCGCCUUCGUCCCUGACAUCACACUCAUGUCUUUCAUCCUCUUCCUGGGCACCUACACCUCCUCCAUGGCUCUGAAAAAAUUCAAGACCAGCCGCUAUUUCCCGACCACAGCAAGAAAACUGAUCAGUGAUUUUGCCAUUAUCUUGUCCAUUCUCAUAUUUUGUGGGAUAGAUGCUCUGGUAGGUGUGGACACUCCAAAACUAAUUGUGCCAAGCGAGUUCAAGCCAACAAGUCCACACCGGGGCUGGUUUGUUCCCCCAUUCGGAGGAAACCCCUGGUGGGUAUACCUUGCUGCUGCUAUUCCUGCCUUGUUGGUCACUAUUCUCAUUUUCAUGGACCAACAAAUCACAGCUGUGAUCGUAAACAGGAAAGAACACAAACUCAAGAAAGGGGCUGGCUACCACCUGGAUCUCUUCUGGGUGGCUAUCCUCAUGGUGGUGUGCUCCUUCAUGGCUCUCCCCUGGUACGUGGCCGCCACGGUCAUUUCCAUCGCUCACAUCGACAGCCUGAAGAUGGAGACGGAGACGUCGGCCCCUGGAGAACAGCCCAAGUUUCUCGGAGUGAGGGAACAGAGGGUUACUGGAACCCUUGUGUUUAUUCUGACUGGCCUGUCCGUCUUCAUGGCGCCCAUCUUGAAGUUCAUCCCCAUGCCUGUACUGUAUGGUGUGUUCCUCUACAUGGGAGUGGCCUCACUGAACGGAGUGCAGUUCAUGGAUCGCCUGAAGUUGCUCCUGAUGCCCCUGAAGCACCAGCCGGACUUUAUCUACCUGCGCCACGUGCCCCUGCGCCGCGUCCACCUCUUCACCUUCCUGCAGGUGUUAUGUCUGGCCUUGCUCUGGGUCCUCAAGUCAACAGUGGCUGCUAUCAUUUUUCCGGUCAUGAUUUUGGCUCUUGUAGCUGUCAGAAAAGGUAUGGACUACCUUUUCUCCCAGCAUGACCUCAGCUUCCUUGAUGACGUCAUUCCAGAAAAGGACAAGAAAAAGAAGGAAGAUGAGAAGAAGAAGAAAAAGAAGAAGGGAAGUUUGGACAGCGACAAUGAUGAUUCUGACUGCCCAUACUCAGAAAAGGUUCCCAGUAUUAAAAUCCCAAUGGACAUCAUGGAACAGCAACCCUUCCUAAGCGAUAGCAAACCUUCCGACAGAGAAAGAUCAUCAACAUUCCUUGAACGCCACACAUCAUGCUGAUAAAAUUCCUUUCCUUCAGUCUCUCGGUAUGCCAAGUCCUCCUAGAACUCCAGUGAAAGUUGUGCCUCAAAUUAGAGUAGAACUUGAGCCUGAAGACAGUGAUCACUCGUGGAGGAGCAAGGGAACAGAAACUACAUUGUAACCUGUUUGUCUUUCUUUCACAUUGACAAGUUUUGUUGUGAACGUUGCUGUUUCCUUUUUUGUUUUGUCCAGAUGUUGUUUAUUAUUUUUAAUUUGUGUUUCGUUUUAGUCUUUGGUCACUGUCCAAGUCCAGAAGUCUCUCUGCUUCUCUCUUGCAUAGGUAACACCCAGACCCUUGUGCUCUACUCCUUGUAAACAGCAUCUGAGGAAGUCCCUCACCUUCUCAAGCUUUCUUAAGACAGAUCCUCUGACAGAUUCUUCUGUCUCUGAAGACACGCACAGAUCCUACGUGGUUUGUUUUUUCUUUGAGUAAGCAGAGGUCAGAAGUAUUAAGGAUUUUUAAACACCUUUUAUUAAACUAUUGAAGGAACUGAAAACUUUAGCUUUGGAGCUCCGCUUACUGGCUUGUCUUUGUCUGGGAGAACAAACCCAGAACUCCAGACAGAGCCAGUUCCCCCGGCCAGGCUCCGCAGGACUGAAACCAUGCUGCUUUUCUAGCCUGCUCUUGCUUGUCAGCCCUAACCGUAGACUUACUGUAAGAAGACAAUCUAAAGGUACUUCUACCCCAUAGAGAGAAACCAUUGCCACCAUUGUAGCAAGUGCUGGAAUGUCCCUUUUUCCUAUGCAACUUUUUUUAACCCUUUAAUGAACUUCUCUGUUGAGUACAUUGAAGAAUAUUUUUCUUCCUAGAUUUUGUUGUUUAAAUUAUGGGGCCUAACCUGCAACUUAUUUUUUGUCAACUUUUUAAACUUUUUUUUUAAUUACUGUAAAGAAAAUGAAUUUUUCCUGCAGCAGGAAACAUAGUUUUGAGUAGUUCUACCUCUUAUUUGUAGCUGCCAGGCUUUCUGUAAAAAUGGUAUUGUAUAUAAAUGUGAUUUUUACAUGCACACACACACACUC
Molecule: messenger RNA, 4246 nt
Organism: Perognathus longimembris pacificus (Pacific pocket mouse)
Lineage: Eukaryota; Metazoa; Chordata; Mammalia; Rodentia; Heteromyidae
Gene: Slc4a4
Product: solute carrier family 4 member 4
Exons: 23
Coding region: 98-3205 (1035 amino acids)
Biological process (GO): bicarbonate transport; transmembrane transport; monoatomic anion transport
Cellular component (GO): plasma membrane; basolateral plasma membrane
Molecular function (GO): monoatomic anion transmembrane transporter activity; solute:inorganic anion antiporter activity; sodium:bicarbonate symporter activity
Source: RefSeq, a predicted model, not a curated record